AUGGCGGCGGCGGACCCGGACACGGAGGUGCAGGCGGAGUUCCCGCCGCUGGUCCGCCAGUACAAGAGCGGCCGCGUCGAGCGGUUCUUUAACCCGGCCCCGCUCCCGGCCGGCACCGACCCGGCCAUGGGCGUCGUGUCCAAGGACGUCGUCGUCGACCCGGCCACGGGCCUCUGGGCGCGCCUCUUCCUCCCGCCCGGCAGCCACGGCAAGAAGCAGCAGCUCCCCGUCGUCGUCUACUACCACGGCGGUGCCUACGUGAUCGGCUCGGCGGCCGACCCGUGGACGCACACCUACCUCAACGCGCUCGUCGCCAAGGCCGGCGUCCUCGCGGUCGCGCUCGAGUACCGCCUCGCGCCGGAGCACCCGCUCCCGGCCUCCUACGAGGACUCGUGGGAGGGGCUCAAGUGGGUGGCCACCCACGCCGCCGCCGCCGCCGCCGCCGCCGCCGCGGUCGGCGGAGGACCGGUGGAGCCGUGGCUGACCGAGCACGGCGAUUUCUCCCGCGUGUUCCUGGCCGGGGCCAGCGCGGGGGGCACCAUCGCGCACUACGUCGCUGUCCGUGCCGGCGAGCAGCAGGGCCAGGGCGACAUCCUCGGGAUGCGCGUCAUUGGGCUGCUGAUAGUGCACCCCUACUUCAGCGGCGCGGCGGACAUCGGCGACGAGGGGACGACGGGGAAGCAGCGCAAGGCGCAAGCCGACGCGUUCUGGCGGUUCCUGUACCCCGGCUCCCCGGGGCUCGACGACCCGCUCUCCAACCCGUUCUCGGAGGCCGCCGGCGGGAGCGCGGCGCGCGUCGCCGCCGAGCGCGUGCUCGUCUGCGUGGCCGAGAAGGAUAACCUCAGAGACAGGGGCGUCUGGUACUACGAGAGCCUCAAGGCCAGCGGCUACCCCGGCGAGGUGGAGUUGCUCGAGUCCAAGGGCGAGGGCCACAUCUUCUACUGCAUGAACCCGCUCUGCGACAGGGCGCGGGAGAUGGAGGAGCGCGUCCUGAGCUUCCUACGCAAGUGA
Molecule: messenger RNA, 1011 nt
Organism: Miscanthus lutarioriparius
Lineage: Eukaryota; Viridiplantae; Streptophyta; Magnoliopsida; Poales; Poaceae
Source: the annotation of a GenBank genome assembly